AUGCUCAAUCUCUUCGUCGGUUUCGAACAAUCGAAUCGAUACGUCAUAACAAAUGAAGAAGGCGUCACACUGGGAUACAUUGCUGAGGAACAGCGGGGUUUCCUUGGCACGUUCGGACGACAAAUUUUGCGAACGCAUAGACCCUUUCGUGCCCUUGUCAUGGAUAGUAUGGGCACACCUAUACUAUGGCUUCGGCGUCCCUUUGCGUUUAUAAAUUCCAGAAUGUUUGUGCAGCGCCUCAAGGACUUAAGCGAAUAUACACGCGACGGGGAACCCGUGCUUGACACAUUUGGAGAGGUACAACAAAGGUGGCAUCUCUGGCGCAGGCGUUACGAUACCUUCUUAAGAAAAGAUUCUCGUCGUAUCUUGACACUAGCUACUGACCCGCAACCGGAGCCGGAAACAGAACUUUUCCAUCAAUUUGCGCGAGUAGACGAAGGUUUCUUGGCCUGGCGUUUUGUGCUUAGAGAUGCUAGAGGCGAAGCUAUGGCUAGUAUUAGCCGGAUGUUCAGGGGCUUUGGUCGUGAGCUAUUCACCGAUACUGGCCAAUAUUUCGUGCGAUUCGGACAUGAUUCUUCCGAUCCUCAAGAGACAAUCUCAAAAGCUCCUUCAAUAAUUCGUGAUCUUUCCUUAGAGGAACGCGCUCUUGUGUUGGCCAUGUCCGUCAACAUUGAUUUUGACUAUUUCUCCCGGCACUCAGAGGGAUCUGGGCCCGGAUUAGGUUUUUGGUGGUUUUCCAGCGGGGAGUGA
Molecule: messenger RNA, 750 nt
Organism: Fibroporia radiculosa
Lineage: Eukaryota; Fungi; Basidiomycota; Agaricomycetes; Polyporales; Fibroporiaceae
Exons: 9
Coding region: 1-750 (249 amino acids)
Biological process (GO): plasma membrane phospholipid scrambling
Cellular component (GO): plasma membrane
Molecular function (GO): phospholipid scramblase activity
Source: RefSeq, a predicted model, not a curated record